AUGCAUCACCCCACACUCUGUGCCGUGGCAGUUGCCCUGCUGUCUGCGCUUCCAGGAGCUCAGGCUGGUCUCUACUCCAAGAAGUCUCCUGUCUUGCAGGUGGAUGCGAAGAGCUAUGACAGACUGAUUGCUAAGAGCAACCAUACCUCUAUUGUCGAAUUCUAUGCCCCAUGGUGCGGCCACUGCAAGAACCUUCAGCCAGCCUACGAAAAGGCUGCCAAGAACCUGGCUGGGAUCGCCAAGGUAGCCGCGGUGGACUGCGAUGAUGAUGCCAACAAGCAAUUCUGCGGUCAGAUGGGCGUGCAGGGCUUCCCAACGCUCAAGAUUGUCAGGCCAAAGAAGGGAGGUGGCAAGCCGAUGGUGCAAGACUACAAUGGCCAAAGAACAGCAAGCGGUAUUGUCGAGGCUGUGGUGCAAGCCAUGAACAACCACGUUGUCAAGGUUGAGGACAAGACCCUGGAUAAGUUCUUGGAUGACGAGAAGGACGCCCCAAAGGCUCUUCUCUUUACUGACAAGGGGACUACAUCCUCCUUGCUCAAGAGCAUUGCCAUUGACUUCCUCGACGUGAUCACAGUCGGACAGGUGCGGAAUACUCAGGCCAAGGCCGUGGAGAAGUUCGGCAUCACCAAGUAUCCCACCCUUAUCCUUCUGCCGGGCGGAGAUGCCCCGGCGGUAACCUACGACGGAGAGCUCAAGAAGGAGGCUUUGGUCACAUUCCUCUCGCAAGCCGGAGCGCCCAACCCUGACCCAGCGCCUGCUAAGCCCAAGGCUGCAAAGAAGGAAAAGAAAGCUGAGAAGAAGACUGAGAAGAAGACUGAGAAGAAGACCGAGAAGAAGGCCGAGAAGAAGGCCGAUUCAUCCGAGUCGUCAUCCACAGCCGAAUCCGAGUCCGAGGUUCCAACACAAGAAGCCCCCGUCAUCAUCGAGAAGGCCUUGCCCAUUCCCACCAUCAACUCCCAGGAGAAGCUGAUCAAAGAGUGCCUGACCGAAAAGUCUCACACCUGCGUCCUUGCCUUUGUCUCCAACAGCGAAAGCGACUCGGCCAAGAAGGCACUCGACAGCCUGGCCCAACUCUCCUUCAAAUACGCCCAAGGCAAGCGCAACCUCUUCCCCUUCUACGAGGUACCCACCAGCAUCAACGGCGCCGCCCCUCUCCUCAAGGCCCUCGAUCUCACCAACGAGGUGGAGAUCAUCGCCAUUAACGCUCGCAGGGGCUGGUGGCGCCACUUUGAGGGUGCCGACUUUGCGCACACCACGGUGGAGAGCUGGAUCGACGCCAUUCGUAUGGGUGAGGGUUCCAAGAAGAAGCUUCCCGAGGGCAUUGUAGCCAUCUCGGUGGAGCAGCCCACACCGGCUACUCCGGAGCCCGAGGCGGACCCGACUGCUGCGGACACCCCCGACGCGACUGAGGCCGCCACCAGCGAGGAACCCACUCCUCUCACUCCCGAAGAGAACGCCACUCGAGUUCCACCCGAGUCCUCCGCGACCGAGGCCACGGAUCCCGAACCAGAGUGCCAGACUGGUGCUGCCGAGCAGUGCGGGGCCAGGCCUGCCGCAGAGCAUGACGAGCUUUGA
This is a messenger RNA of Podospora pseudopauciseta, 1575 nucleotides long. RefSeq lists its product as uncharacterized. Gene Ontology annotation, cellular component: endoplasmic reticulum lumen. NCBI's taxonomy places the organism in Eukaryota, Fungi, Ascomycota, Sordariomycetes, Sordariales, Podosporaceae. Gene Ontology annotation, molecular function: protein-disulfide reductase activity. The transcript has 2 exons. Gene Ontology annotation, biological process: response to endoplasmic reticulum stress. Bases 1 to 1575 code for a protein of 524 amino acids. The record is from RefSeq and is a predicted model, not a curated record.